AAAGGGAGGCGGAGGGGAGGCAGCCGGAGCGGCGGAGCGGGAGCUGCCUGCGCCGGCCUGCCCCUGCCCUGCCCGGUGCGGCAGCUCCGAGAGCCUGCGGGCAGAGUCCACGGUGGGCGCUGUCGGGACAGUUAUCCAUACAGAGAAUUGAAAAUCCUGAAGAAUGGCUCUACCUACCUCCAAGUGGCUGGCUGGAAAUUUGGGGUUUUUCCUGUUCGUAGUCUCUUCAGUAAGCACAGCAGAAGCAGCUGUCACAUGUCCUGACAGAGAGCCUGAGUUAGAAGUGUGGAACCCAGGUCACGACGAAGAAAACUGCGUUGAAAUCCGCAAUGGCAGGAAGGUGCUGCUCUCUUCUUCUGCGACUGUGCACUCCAUCCACAUCACUGAUGGAGGAAAACUGGUGAUCAAAGAUGAUGUGCAGCCCAUCAUUCUGCGUACAAGACACAUACUCAUUGAAAAUGAUGGAGAGCUGCACAUUGGCAGUGAGCUGUGCCCUUACCAAGGCAAUGUGGUUAUCAUCUUAUAUGGGCGAGCGGAUGACGGCAGCCAGCCAAAUCCUUACUUUGGGCAGAAGUACCUUGGAGUCAGCAAAGGCGGCACUCUUGAGAUCCACGGAAAGAAAAAGCUCUCCUGGACUUUCCUAAACAAGACUCUCCAUCCUGGUGGCAUGGAAGAAGGUGGAUAUUACUUCGAGAGGAGCUGGGGCCACCGGGGUGUCAUUGUCCACGUCAUUGACCCAAAGACAGGGGCAGUUGUCCAUUCAGAUCGGUUUGAUACCUACAGAGCAAAAGAGGAAAGCGUCCGCCUGGCUCAGUAUUUGGGGAGAGUUGCAAAUGGCAUGAUCCUGUCAGUCGCAGUGAAUGAUGAAGGAUCCAGAAACUUGGAUGACUUGGCCAGGAAAGCAAUGACCAAACUGGGCAGCAAGCAUUUCCUCCACCUUGGGUUUAGGCACCCAUGGAGUUUUAUUACCAUUAAAGGAAAUCCCUCCUCUUCUGUUGAAGACCACAUUGAAUAUCAAGGUCACAAAGGCUCAGCUGUGGCCAAAGUAUUCAAACUAUUCAAAGCUGAGAAUGGAGAACAUUUUAACGUCUCUUCAACGAGCGAGUGGGUUCAAGAUGUAGAAUGGACAGAGUGGUUUGAGAAGCCUGACAAAGCAAGAUCUAAGGACAUGGAGAAGCUGUCUGACUUCAAAGCUGCUCAUCCUGACAAAAUCUGCAGGCAGCCCAUUGACAUCCAGGCGAUGACUCUUGACGGAGCGGAUUUAACCACGGAGGUUUUCUACAAGAGCGGCCACGAUUACCAAUUCCUGUGCCACGGCAAGGACCAGACAGGAGAGGGCUGCCACAACUACAAAGUCAGGUUCCUGUGUGGCAAAUCUGUGAAACCGAAGCUGACGGUGACUGUUGACACCAACGUGAACAGCACAAUCCUGAACCUGGCGGAUGAUGUGAGCUCCUGGAGACCUGGGGACAGGCUGGUGGUGGCCAGCACUGACUACUCCAUGUACCAGGCAGAGGAGUUCCAGGUGCUGCCCUGCAGAACCUGCAAGCCCACCCAGGUCAAGGUAGCAGGGAAGGCCACGUUCCUGCACAUGGGCGAGGUGGUGGACGGCGUGGACAUGCGGGCGGAGGUGGGGCUGCUGAGCCGCAACGUGCUGGUGAUGGGAGAGAUGGAGCAGCAGUGCUACGAGUACAGCAGCAAGCUCUGCUCCUUCUUUGAUUUCGACACCUUCGGGGGACACAUCAAGAUUGGUCUUGAUUUUAAGGCUACCCACAUUGAAGGUCUGGAACUGAAAUACAUGGGCCAGCAGACAAUGGGGCAUUACCCAAUUCAUUUCCAUAUGGCUGGAGAUGUGGAUGAGAAAGGAGGCUACAGCCCUCCAACCUAUGUGAAGGACACCUCCAUCCACAACACCUUCUCCCGCUGUGUCACAAUCCACGGAUCCAAUGGUUUACUGGUGAAGGAUGUGGUGGGUUAUGAUGCCCUGGGCCAUUGUUUUUUUACGGAGGAUGGACCAGAGGAGCGCAACACGUUUGAGCACUGCCUGGGGCUGCUGGUGAAGCCCAGCACUCUGCUCCCCUCCGACCGCGACAGCAGGAUGUGCAAGCUGAUCACAGAGGGAGCUUACCCAGGCUACAUCCCUAAGCCCAGGCAGGACUGCAGUGCUGUAUCAACCUUCUGGAUAGCCAACCCACACAACAACCUUAUAAACUGCGCAGCUGCUGGAUCUGAAGAAACAGGUUUUUGGUUUGUGCUGCACCACGUGCCCACAGGCCCCUCGGCAGGCAUGUACUCCCCCGGCUACUCGGAGCACAUGCCCAUGGGGAAAUUCUCCAACAACCGCGCGCACUCCAACUACCGGGCUGGAAUGAUCAUCGAUAAUGGCGUUAAAACUACCCCAGCCUCUGCCAAGGACAAAAGACCUAUCCUGACGCUGAUUUCUGGGAGGUACAGCCCACACAAGGAUGCUGAUCCUCUGAAGCCCAGGGAACCUGCAAUAAUUGAGGGCUUUAUUGCCUACAAGAAUCAGGAUCACGGGGCCUGGCUGAGAGGUGGAGAUGUGUGGCUGGACAACUGCCAGUUUGCUGACAAUGGCAUUGGGCUGACCUUGGCGAGUGGUGGCACCUUCCCUCACGAUGAUGGCUCCAAGCAGGAGAUCAAGAACAGCCUGUUUGUGGGUGAGAGUGGAAACCUGGGCACUGAGACCAUGGACAAUGAGAUCUGGGGGCCUGGGGGCCUGGAUCACCGGGGAAGGACCCUGCCCAUCGGCCCGGAUUUCCCCAUCCGAGGGAUCCAGUUCUACGACGGGCCCAUCAACAUCCAGAACUGCACGUUCCGCAAGUUCGCGGCGCUGGACGGGCGGCACACGAGCGCCCUCGCCUUCCGCCUCAACAACGCCUGGCAGAGCUGCCCCAACAACAACGUCACCGCCAUCCGCUUCGAGGAUGUCCCUAUUACUUCAAGAGUCUUCUUUGGAGAACCUGGCCCGUGGUUCAAUGAUCUGGAUAUGGAUGGUGACAAAACAUCAGUUUUUCAUGAUGUAGAUGGUUCUGUGUCAGAAUACCCAGGCUCAUACCUGAUCAAAGAGGAUAACUGGUUAAUCAAGCACCCUGACUGCAUUGACGUGCCCGACUGGAGAGGCUCCAUCUGCAGCGGGCACUUUGCACAGAUAUACAUCCAAGCCUACAAGCCAGCCAACCUGAAAAUGAAAAUAAUAAAAAAUGACUACCACAAUCACCCACUCUACUUGGAAGGGGCUUUGAGCAAAAGCACUCAUUACCAGCAGUAUCAGCCAGUUGUAACUCUGAGGAAAGGCUACACCAUCCACUGGGACAAGACAGCCCCUGAAGAGCUGGCCAUAUGGCUCAUCAACUUCAACAAGAAUGACUGGAUCCAAGUAGGGUUUUGCUAUCCUAAAGGGACAACGUUUUCCAUUCUCUCAGACAUCCACAACCGUCUCUUGAAGAAAACAUACAAAACUGGAACCUUCUACAGAACCUCCCAAAUGGAGAAACUGGAGCACAGAUACCCUACCAAAGGGUACUACUACUGGGAUGAGGACACUGGGUUGCUGUUUCUGAAACUCAAAGCUCAAAAUGAGAAGGAGAAGUUUGCUUUCUGCUCUGUAAAGGGCUGUGAGAGAAUAAGAAUCAAAGCUGUGAUCCCAAAGACAGCUGGUGUCGGCGACUGUGAAGCCACAGCCUACCCCAAGUACAUUGAGACGCCAAUAGUGGAAGUGCCAAUGCCAAAGAAGCUCUCCAGUGCACAACUGAAGACCAAGGACCACCUAAUUGAAGUGAAAAUAGAAACUUACAAGAAACAGUACUUCCACCUGAAGGAUGACUUUGCAUACAUUGAGGUUGAUGGUGUCAGGUUUUUCCUCACUGAAGAGGGAAUCCAGCUGGUUGUGAUUGAUGGACACCAUGGAAAAGUUGUUGAUCGAGUGACAUUCAAAAACUCCAUUCUACAAGGAAUCCCAGCACAGAUAGAGAAUUAUGUCAACAACAUCAAAGAUCACUCCAUAGUGCUGGUGACAUCUAAAGGAAGAUUCAUUUCAAGAGGACCAUGGACUAAAGUACUGGAGAAACUUGGAGCAGGAGAGGGUUUUAGGUUAAAAGAAAAAAUGGCUUUUGUGGGCUUCAAAGGUGGCUUCCGCCCCGUCUGGGUGAAGCUGGUCACCAGCGAGGACUCAGCUAAAAUCUACCAAGCACUGCCAAUUCCUGUGGUGAAGAAAAUGAAGUUGUGAGGACACCCUGCUGUGCCUGCUGGCCGCCAGCACCGCCCCGUGGGACGGACGGACGGACGGACAGACGGAUGGACGGACUACUGACCACUCUGCGCAGGCCUUGCCCGUAGCAUUUUGUUGUUGUUGUUGCUGUUGAAAAAGAAAUCUCACUGUAAGUAGUAGAGUGGCCACCCGUGACAGGAGAGCCACAUGUGAACGGCGUGUGCUCGGGGCUGGCCAGCCCGGGCUGGCUCAGGGGGCACUGAGCGAGGCCUGGGCUGUUCCUGCAGGCGCUGCUCCUGGCACGGACUGAUCUUGGUGCUGCCUCUUGAAGGGGAGCUCUUGGUCUGAAGACCACCAAGGAUUGUUGCUUCCACCAUCCUCUAAGUUGACUUUUCCGUAGUGCAACUAGCUGCUCACGUAGACAUGGGAUGCCAGUUCAAAGACUGGCUGACAAUCGGGUUUGAGUGAUUUCCUGGAUGCUGGGGAAGCAUAAGCACUUCCCCUAAAGCUUCUGGGAGGUUUGACCAAGCUCUUUUGGGGUGUGUGUUGUACAUGCAGCCUACGGCACAUAGCUGGGGAAGAAAUGACAGAAGGAGUGGACAAAACAUGCCAGCAGAGACUGAUGGAACCACCUAUUCCUGCUUCCUCAGAAAACUGCAUUUUUCCUAUGGAUCAAGGAGUUUUAAUAGUGGCUGUGCAAAUAUGAAAUUUUCCUUCAACAAACAGCUACAGGCUAGAAGGAGAGCAAUGUCAAUUAGCACAUGUAUUUUCUCAGCCUUUCCCAUUCAGCCUUUCCCUCUGUACAACAACGUGCAGGAUCAGUUUAUGGUUGCCAACUAAUGCCAUCCCAAUUCAAGGCUUCCAAUUUUUGACUAGGAAUACUGGGACUUACCUUAUUCAGCAUCAAAUAGGGUGAGCUGUCCUUGCCUUUCCCAGGACAUCAGAGGGAUCAGACUGCUCUGCUGUGUGCUGCUUUCUGAUCCUGUCUUCAGGCUUAAGAUAUUAUGUCUUGGUCCUUCUGUGAGAGUUACAUGAGACCUGGAUGAGGUCUUGCCAGGUGGCUGAAGAAUUAAAGUGGGAAUCCCAAUGCAGUAGUUGGAUGUCUUGUACCUCCUUUCCCCCUGCUUCAAACAAAGACCUGGGUAAUGAUGGCAGAUCAGAGUGGAUCAGGACUUUAGAGGGGCAUCUCUUGAAGCUGGGAUGUUAUCUUGUAAAACUCUGAAAGCAUUUCUGGUGUUCAGGGAUAUUUCUGUCAGUUACCCCAAAAUACCACACAGGCGUUUCUGGAGGCUGUGGCUGUUCUAAGAAGUCUGAGGGCAGGGGGGAAGUGUGAAAGGCAUCAUGACGAGCUUUUAAAGAAUGUCAAUCUUGCCAGCAAGACUUGGGUUUAUUUCCCCACUUUAUCUCUGCCGGUCCCCACUGCCACAUAAAUGAUUCCAAUUGCUGAGGGCUACUUUGUUUAUGUAAUUACGUUGGUUUUUUUCCCCACAGUAUCAAAAAUGCUACUUUGAAAUUAGACUAAAAAGCAAGAAUUUUGUUUGUCAUUCCAAAGGCUGUGCAGAUACUGGUUUAGAUCAGUUGCUCUGAUUGUCAAAGCAAGCAUGAACAAAAUUUAAAUAUACUGUAGGUUAUAUUCCACUCAAGCCUCUCCUGGGUUUUGAAACUGGAAAUGUUCUUUUCAGUCUUACUACAAAAUUGUUUUGAAUUCACUGAAUGUCAUGUGUAUUGUAUUUAACAAAAAAAAAAAAAAAAAAAAAGCCAAGUGUUCCCUCCCAGCUUCCCAACAAGAGUCUGGUCAUGAAUGCUCCUUAGGCAUUUGUGCUGUUUGCAGAGUGAAUGGGCAACAUUUGUAGAAGGCAAAUGAAGUGGUUUGUUUAUUCCUGGAAAUUCUUAUGAUAGUUUGGGGAUUUUGCCAAUUAUUCCAUGAAAGAGUCAGUCUCACUGGUGUUUCAACCACGAUCAUCCAAAACAUUUAUCUGAUGUCCUGCGAUGGCCACAACAGUGCCAGAUCCAUGAAAUCAAGGGAAGAGACUAACAGGAAUUCCCCUGGGUCUGUCAGUUUGGGUUGUCUGCGCUUUUCCUUGCCUUGAGCCAGUGCUGUUGCUUGCAGCAGUUUUGGUGGAACACAUUUGCUUCCAGGAGAUGGACCAAAGCAGGAGUAUUUCCUUCAUGAGCACUUAGCAGAGGGUGGGCAGGAAAGCCAGGCGUGGGAUGUGCCUGGAGUGGGAUUUGCUUUGUGCAAGCCUCAGUGCUGGGGCUGCCCUCUGCAGUGCUCCACUGGCCAUGGCCGUUUCCCCUCUCCUGCUCUCUCUAAGAGUGUAAACACCCAGGAGCAUCCCACCAGGUGGGUCUGUCCCCUAAACUGCUUCUUUCAGCUUCCAGGGGCAUGUUGCCUUUGUGCUGAAGUGUAGCUUCUGAUUUUGCUGUUUUGGGAGUUCUCAGGGUGAAAGCAUAAGACUUGGCUCUAGGAAAAACCCUUUUAUUUUCCUUUCCUGAAAGAUCUCACCUUAUUUAGAGAGAAAACUUAAGCAGCUUGUUCUGUGAUGCUGAGCCUGGCACGUGGGGCCUGUUUUGGAGCUGGGGAGGGUCCUCUGCUGUGAAUACCUGCAGGGAAUCAUGCAGCCAGCAGAGCAUGGUGGCUGUGUGCAGGGAAAUGCCCAGGGCUCCUGCUGACCUGCACGGGCUGCAGCCAUCCUUGUGUCCUCUGGAGCCUGGUGCCAUCCCCAGCCAGCAAGAGCUCUGUGCCAAGUGACUCCUGCUCAGUCUCUGACUGUUCUAGAAGCUGCAGUGAACACUCUGACCAGUGAAUUCCCCAAUUCUCGUCCUCUGCACAGCCCCUGCAGGAGCUGCAGUGACCCUCUCUGUAAGGUUUUGUUACUGCAGAUGUUUCCAUGUUUGCCUACACAGUUGCCAUUGGUGGAGUGGGGUUUUUUUGGUUGCAUUUUGUUUGUUUGUCUCUUUGUUUGUUCGGAUGUUUGGGUUUUAUUGCCUCUGUUCAGUUGCUUGUUUUACCUGUCGCCGAAACAGCUGGUCCUUUUUCGGAGUUAGAUGUUUGUACAUUUUCUUAUAGACUUUCCAAUGAAAAAAAAAAGAUAUAUUUUCUAUUAAUUUAUUACAAUGGCACUAAGACAACUAAAUUGCAGACAUAUGAAGCAUUUUUACUGGAGUUGAGCAUUGUCCAGUUUGUUAAGGAGGUUGGCAAUGUGUCUUUUCUGAUAAUCUGCUUUGCACUUGAAAGCUCUCUAUGUCCACAGACCGUGGUGGUGCAUUGACUGUCGGGUUUAUGAUGACAAGAGCUCUUGGGACGUCAUUUCCAAAAGAUUGUGGCUUACAACUGAAAUAACACGUAGUUGUUUGGAGUACACAAUGUUUAUCAAAAUAAAUAUUCUGUGCAAAUUUCUUAUUUUA
Molecule: messenger RNA, 7636 nt
Organism: Camarhynchus parvulus
Lineage: Eukaryota; Metazoa; Chordata; Aves; Passeriformes; Thraupidae
Gene: CEMIP
Product: cell migration inducing hyaluronidase 1
Exons: 29
Coding region: 164-4246 (1360 amino acids)
Source: RefSeq, a predicted model, not a curated record